CACAUCUGGGCAGCAUUAGCUGAGUCUGGAAGCCGGUAAGAACAAGCCACUUGUUUUGAGAAAGUUAAAGAAGAGGACUCCUGUAUGGACUGAGAGAGACAGAGAGACAGAAGGCACAAUUGCACACCUUUCCACGGGCAAGGCAGCUUGAAUUCUCAGGCAGCUCUGCCUUCAUCUUUACCCUGCCAUCUGGAAUCUCCAUUCGCAUGCUAAGAUGCCCCGAGGAGCAUUCCCCCUCUUGCUGCUUCUGUGGGCCAAAAUGGUCUCCUCCACAUGGUAUGAAGGAUCUGGCUACUCCGCUGCAGAAAGGCAAACCAAUGAGGUGUAUGCUGAAGAAACCACCCAUGUUCUUGCUCCAGAAUAUCGAGUUCCCCAGUGGUGUCACCUGUUGAGCAUUUAUCACGGGGAGGCUACGUGCUAUUCUCCUCGUGGAGGUAAUUACCGCAGCAGCCUGGGGACGCGCUGUGAGCUUUCCUGCGACCGUGGAUACCGCUUGAUUGGCCAGAGGUCCGUACAGUGCCUGCUAAACCGUCGCUGGUCAGGCCAUGCCUACUGCAGACAGAUUCGGUGCCCUACACUGCCGGCUAUCUACCAUGGAUCGUACCAGUGUUCAGAUGGAGUCAAGGUCGAUUCUCACUGUGACUACACCUGCCGGCCUGGAUACCACCGGGAAGGCGAUCGCAGCCGUGUGUGCACAGAAGACGGACAUUGGAGUGGCAGCGAGCCAAUUUGUGUAGACAUAGAGCCUCCGAAAAUCCAAUGUCCCGAGUCUCGAGAGCGAAUGGCAGAACCCAACAAGCUGACAGCCACUGUGUACUGGGAUCCACCUCGGGCAAAGGACUCUGCUGAUGGUGUCAUCAAACAGAUGACACUCCGGGGCCCAGAACCAGGAUCCGAGUUUUCUGAAGGAGAACACAUUAUCCGCUACACCGUCUAUGACCAGGCAUACAACCGAGCAAGCUGCAAGUUUUUUGUGCGCAUCCAAGUGAGUCGCUGUCCUGUUCUAAAGCCACCAGAGCACGGUUAUGUCAGCUGCACCUCAGCAGGGAACAACUAUGGAGCUACCUGCGAGUACCACUGUGAUGGAGGAUAUGAACGCCAGGGUGCCCCCUUGAGGGUCUGUCAGUCCAGCCGCCAAUGGUCUGGCUCUCAGCCCACGUGCAUUCCCAUGCAGAUCAAUGUGGAUGUGAACUCUGCUGCUGGCCUUCUGGACCAAUUCUAUGAAAAGCGCCGGCUGCUCAUCAUCUCUGCUCCUGAUCCUUCUGACCGCUACUAUAAGAUGCAGAACAGCAUGCUGCAGCAAGCCACAUGUGGGCUGGACUUGCGCCACAUCACUGUCAUUGAGCUGGUGGGGCUGCCGCCUCACGAGGUGGGGAGGAUCCGUGAGCACCGACUCUCAGAGAACAUCAUUGAAGGGCUCAGGUUAGUGGUGCAGAGUGGCUGGCAGAGGUUCAGGUUCAAAUCCCUGCUCAGUGACGAACGUUACUGGCCUUGGGCGACCACUUGCUGGGAUGUUGCAAAGAGAAGAGUGUGCAUGAUAAGGCAAAACAAAAUGAAGAGGGAGUUUGCUUUUUCCACAUUUGUAAUUUUUAAUUCAGCUGCCACAAAAUGCGGUGGGGUCAACUUAGAAUUUAAAAAUCUUUAAAGCCAACUAUCAGUGAGUACAAGCCAAUCUGGCUACAUGCAUCUUCCAGGUUUAGGAACAGUAGCUGUGGAACAAUUAAAGGGCUGUUAUUGUUUCCAUGUCCUGCUUGUGAAAUUGCAAGAAGCAUUUGGGUGUCCGCUAUUGGAAACAAUAUGGUGGACUAAGUGGAGCUUUGAUCUGAUGCUGUGAAGAUGGUACCAGAUCCUUCAUUCAUCUCAGUGAACUGGGGUCUGGAAUAAAAUGUGGUGGACCCUGAGGCAUAUUUCCCUUUCCCUAUAUUGCUCCAGUUCUGACCCUGUUGUAUCCACUGACACUCUCACUCCAUGAUACGGAUAGAUACCUUGGCUUUAGGUGCAGUGGAACAGCAAGCCAAAAGUAAAAACUGGCAACUGGCGGCUUCUAGUAGUUGUGAGCCAUGGGGAAGCCAACAACAGAGACACCCCCCCCCCCAAGAUUGCAGGCAGAUAGAAGGGCUCAGGCAGCCCUUAAGUUAUCCUGCUCCCAAUGGCUUUAUAAAAUAAUGCAAAAACAUUGAACCUGGCCUGGAAACACAUAAGCUGUCAGUCAGUGCAAGCACUCGUGUUACAUGCUGGCUCCCCAGGGCCUCUAGAUAUGGCG
Messenger RNA from Zootoca vivipara (common lizard), 2263 nucleotides. The record is from RefSeq and is a predicted model, not a curated record. Lineage: Eukaryota; Metazoa; Chordata; Lepidosauria; Squamata; Lacertidae.